Hippopotamus amphibius kiboko is the source of this 3264-nucleotide messenger RNA. RefSeq names its product zinc finger protein 879 (gene ZNF879). The transcript is spliced from 7 exons. The record is from RefSeq and is a predicted model, not a curated record. Gene Ontology annotation, biological process: negative regulation of transcription by RNA polymerase II. NCBI's taxonomy places the organism in Eukaryota, Metazoa, Chordata, Mammalia, Artiodactyla, Hippopotamidae. Gene Ontology annotation, molecular function: DNA-binding transcription repressor activity, RNA polymerase II-specific. Bases 136 to 2739 code for a protein of 867 amino acids.
CUGGCGGCGGCGGCGACACGGCAGCAAAUAUCCCUGCCCUAGGUGUUCCCCUUGCCUGCAGUCGGGGCUGCCGCUUGGCGGCCCAGUCCUGGCUAGCCCAGGUGCCUUCUCCAAGAGGAGCAGCAGUGGGGAGAAAUGGCCACAAGGUUGCUGCCAGCCCAGGCUCUGGCAUCUGUGACAUUCAGGGAUGUGGCUGUGUUCUUCAACCGGGACGAGUGGCUGUGCCUAGACCCUGCACAGAGAACCUUGUACCAGGAGGUGAUGCUGGAGAACUACAGCACCCUGUUCUCACUGGGAUGGGAGAGCUUGUUUGAAACCACAGUUUCCGAAGAAGAAAAUCAGGAAGUAAUGAAUCAACUCAUAGGUGAUGAUCCUUUUGACUUCAAGUUGGGAAAAGUCUACAUAAAUGAGGAAGAACUAGAGAAUCAGCAAGGCAGAAAGAACAGACCUUUGAGGGAAGUCUUAGUUACCAUCAGGAAAACCUGUAUGAAGGAGAAGAGCUUUACAGGUAUUGACCUUGGGAAAAAUCUUGAUCUCAAAUUAUUACUCAUUAGAAAACCCAGCAUUGUUUCCAGAGGAAGGAAACCCUGUUCACAGCAGUAUUCAAUUCUAUUUAAACAACUGGGAAUCAACACAGUACGUAAGUGUUACAAGUGUAAUAUCUGUGGGAAAAUCUUCCUCCACAGUUCUUCCCUGAGUAAACAUCAGAGAAUCCAUACUGGAGAGAAGCUCUAUAAAUGUAAGGAAUGUAGGAAAGCUUUUAGCCAAAGCUCAUCUCUAACUCAGCACCUGAGAGUUCAUACUGGAGAGAAGCCUUAUAUAUGUAGUGAAUGUGGAAAAGCCUUUAGUUUCACUACAUCUCUCAUUGGACAUCAGAGAAUGCAUACUGGAGAGAGACCCUAUAAAUGUAAUGAAUGUGGAAAAACAUUUAAAGGUAGUUCAUCCCUUAAUAAUCACCAGCGAAUUCAUACUGGAGAAAAGCCCUAUAAGUGUAAUGAAUGUGGGAGAGCCUUUAGCCAGUGUUCAUCUCUUAUUCAGCAUCAUAGAAUUCAUACUGGAGAGAAACCAUACGAAUGUAGUCAGUGUGGGAAAGCCUUUACUUCAAUAUCGCGGCUAAGUAGACACCAUAGAAUUCAUACUGGAGAGAAACCCUUUAACUGUAAUGAGUGUGGAAAAGUAUUUAGUUAUCACUCAGCCCUUAUUAUACAUCAGAGAAUUCACACUGGUGAGAAACCUUAUGCCUGUAAAGAAUGUGGGAAAGCCUUCAGCCAAAGUUCAGCUCUUAUACAACAUCAAAGAAUUCAUACUGGAGAAAAACCCUACAAAUGUAAUGAAUGUGGGAAAGCUUUCUCCUGGAUCUCACGGCUUAACAUACACAACAGAAUCCAUACUGGAGAGAAACCAUAUAAUUGUAAGGAAUGUGGAAAAGCCUUCAGUUCCCACUCAGCAGUUAAUACUCAUCGAAAAAUUCAUACUGGAGAGAAACCUUAUAAAUGUAAUGACUGUGAGAAAGCCUUCAACCAAAGUUCAGCUCUCAUUCAGCACCAGAGAAUUCAUACUGGAGAGAAACCAUUUAACUGUAAAGUAUGUGGGAAAGCCUUUAGACAGAGUUCAUCCCUUAUGACACAUAUGAGAAUUCAUACAGGAGAAAAGCCUUACAAAUGUAAAGAAUGUGGGAAGGCUUUCACCCAGAAGGCUGAGCUAAGAAGUCAUAGACAAAUUUACCCAGGGGAAAAACCUCAUAUUUACAAUGAAUGUGGGAAAAGCUUCAACCAGAGUCUUCAUCUUUUUGAGCAUCAGAGAUUUCAUACUGGUGAGAAACCUUACAAAUGUAAUGAGUGUGGAAAAACCUUCAGCCACAGAUCAUCCCUUCUUGCCCAUCAGAGAAUUCAUACAGGAGAGAAACCUUAUAAAUGUAAUGAAUGUGAGAAAGCAUUUAGCAGCAAUUCAACCCUUAUCAAACAUCUGAGAGUGCAUACUGGAGAGAAACCCUAUCAAUGUAAGGAAUGUGGUAAAGCCUUUAGUCAGUGUUCAACCCUCACUGUACAUCAGAGAAUUCAUACUGGAGAGAAACUUUAUAAAUGUGGAGAAUGUGAGAAGGCCUUCAAUUGUAGAGCAAAACUUCAUAGACAUCAACGAAUCCAUACAGGUGAGAAACCCUAUAAAUGUAGUGAAUGUGGGAAAAGUUACAGCCAUUUGACAUCCCUGGCUGAGCAUCAGAGGCUUCAUACUGGAGAACAACUGUGUAAAUGCUUGGAAUGUGGGAGAAACUUCACUCGCAUCUCAACCCUUAUUGAACAUCAGCGGAUUCAUACUGGACAAAAACCGUAUCAGUGUAAUGAAUGUGGGAAAGCCUUCAACCAGUAUUCAUCCUUUAAUGAGCAUCAGAAAAUUCAUACUGGGGAAAAACUUUACACAUGUGGAGAAUGUGGGAAAGCCUUUGGUUGCAAAUCUAACCUUUAUAGGCAUCAGAGAAUUCAUACUGGAGAGAAACCCUAUCAAUGUAAUCAGUGUGGAAAAGCUUUCAGCCAGUAUUCAUUCCUAACUGAACAUGAGAGAAUCCAUACUGGAGAGAAACUCUAUAAAUGUAUGGAAUGUGGGAAAGCCUACAGUUACAGAUCAAACCUUUGUAGACAUAAAAAAGUUCACAAUAAGGAAAAACUCUAUAAGUGGAAGGAAUAUGGGAUCAGAGAUUUCUUAGAGAUAAGCCCUGUGAGGUUUAAUUCAUCUCUCAAAUAAUUUAAGACUUCUCAUUGGAGAAUAAUCAGGAGAAUAAUAAAUAGGGCACAGACUUCUGAUAGAGCAAGUCUUUUUUUUUUACUUCUCCUAGAGAAAAUAUGCUAGUUACCAUUAAUGGUAAAAUUGAUCAGUGAAUGUUAAGAGCAUUGACUUGUCAAAUUUUGUAAGAACACUAAAGAUUCUAAAGAACAUAAAAAUUUUAAAUUCAUAGAAAAAUAUAAAAGGCCUAACUUUUUAAAAAAUGAAAAUAAUGGAAUAUAAGUUUUGUUUCAUUAGACUUUAUUCCCUAACAGUAAACUUCAAUAUGAAUUUUCUUUUAAAAACAGUCAUUCAGGUAUUAAUAAGUGUUGGGCCUUAUUUUCUAAAAUGGCAGACAGAGGUAGGACAUGCUAUCUUUCAUAAAGAGAAGCUAAAUAUAAAAGGAAUUCUUUAAACUUAGAUUUUCACAUGGAAAUAAUCAAGCUCACUUUUUAUGAACUGCCUCACCAGCAAUUUAUACCUAUAAAUAUACACAUAUAUACACAU